This is a messenger RNA of Papilio xuthus (Asian swallowtail), 1151 nucleotides long. RefSeq names its product tRNA methyltransferase 10 homolog A. Bases 165 to 1088 code for a protein of 307 amino acids. NCBI's taxonomy places the organism in Eukaryota, Metazoa, Arthropoda, Insecta, Lepidoptera, Papilionidae. The transcript has 4 exons. Gene Ontology annotation, cellular component: nucleoplasm; nucleus. Gene Ontology annotation, molecular function: tRNA binding; methyltransferase activity. Gene Ontology annotation, biological process: tRNA N1-guanine methylation. The record is from RefSeq and is a predicted model, not a curated record.
AUUUGAUACAUGUCAGCACAGCAUGGUUUUAAUAAGGGUGAUUUUUUUGAAUUCGUAAACAAUUUGAAACAUAUGUUAAUAAUAUUCGUAUUAUAUUUCUUAAAAUGCGAAGAGUACUUGUUUAGUAUAAAAUUGUAGUGUAAGUAGUAAGCGAACAAGUGAUAAUGGAGUUCGAAUCAAAUGAAACUAACGACUUGGACUUAGGUGUGGAGAAAAAUUUUCGUCAAUACACACUUUUUGAUAUUUGUAAAGAUCCCGGAUUAAAAGAUGAUGAAGGUAAUGAAGUGCCACGACCAUUUACAAAAAAUCAAAUGCGAAAAUGGUUAAAAAAAGUUCGAUGGGAAAAUAAUAAACAAGGCAAACGUGCUAAAGAAAAAGCGCGUGCAAAAGAAAGGAGAAGAAACGCACGUGUGGCUAACAUUGAUCUAGGUCCUAGUAGAAAGACAUUAAAGAAAAUGAAGUUAGAAAAACCAAAAAAGGACAUUGGAAUUAUAAUUGACCUUAGUUUUGACCACCUCAUGAUGGAAAAGGAUAGAUUCAAAGUGAUUAAACAGAUUUUAAGAUGUUACUCAAUAAAUAGGCGGUCAGAAACACCAUUACAGUUUCAUAUAACAAGUCUAGGAGAGAAAGCAAAAAGUGAUAUGUCAAGGCAUAAUGGUUUUGAGAACUGGGAUAUUGAAUACCAUGAACAACCUUAUACAGAAAUAUUUCCAAAAGACAAACUGGUAUAUUUAUCAAGUGAAUCUGACAAUGUGAUUGAAAAGUUUGAGGAAGAUACAUACUAUAUAAUUGGUGGUUUAGUGGAUCAUAAUAAGCACAAGGGUCUAUGUCAUAAGAUUGCUGUAGAACAAGGCAUUAGGCAUUGUCAGUUACCAUUAAAUAAAUAUGUGAAUAUGAAAACAAGAAAGGUUUUAACAAUUGAUCAUGUGUUUGAGAUAGUCGUAAAAGUUUGUGAAGGUGUUCCAUGGCAGGAUGCAAUAUUGGAUGUGUUACCACAUAGAAAAGGGGCAUACAUAUGCAACAGUUCCAAUGAUUCAAAUACAAUUGAUGAUUGUUCAAAAGUACAAAUAGUACAUGAUAGUUUAUAAUAUUGUUAUUUAUGCUGUUAUAUAUUUAAGUAUUAAAUUUGUAAGUUGAAUGUGAUUAUAAUA